Messenger RNA from Agrilus planipennis (emerald ash borer), 450 nucleotides. RefSeq lists its product as uncharacterized. NCBI's taxonomy places the organism in Eukaryota, Metazoa, Arthropoda, Insecta, Coleoptera, Buprestidae. The transcript is spliced from 2 exons. The annotation marks the transcript as partial. The record is from RefSeq and is a predicted model, not a curated record.
AUGGGAAGGCUGAAAGAGAAAAUAGAACAUUGGUGGAAGCAGCAAGGACAAUGUUACAUGAAGAAAACUUACCGAAGAAACUUCUUUGGCACUGAAGUGUAUGUUCACAUUCCGAAGGAAAGAAGAAGGAAAUGGGAUCAGAAAGGUGAAAAAGGGUUAAUGCUCGGUUAUAAAGAGGAUGUGAAAGGAUAUAGAAUUUAUUUUUCCCAAAGGAACACAGUGGCAACUAAGAAAGAUAUUGUUUCCUUAAAGCAAGAUGGUAAGAAGGAAAAAGAAUCUAUAAAGGAAGAUAAGGAAAAAGAAUCUGUGAAGGAAGAUAAGGAAAAAGAACCUAUGACGUCAAUAGAUCUAGAUGAGUUCAUACAAGAUAGUAAUAGUAACGUGGGGACAGAAGUCAGCGAGUUAACUUCGAGCUUAGAUGGGACAACGGAAACUUCAAGCACUGAUGAA